Owenia fusiformis is the source of this 1147-nucleotide messenger RNA. The record is from the annotation of a GenBank genome assembly. NCBI's taxonomy places the organism in Eukaryota, Metazoa, Annelida, Polychaeta, Sabellida, Oweniidae.
AAAACUCAAUAUUAGCUCAAUGUAACCACACUACUCUGGAAGUGAAAUCCCAAUCUUAAUGCAAUGCAGUCAAGGCAUGCAUUAAGGAUAGCAAUCACAUUAUUGUUCCUUUUGAUUGCAAUAAGACUUUUUUGGCAAGUGACUUGUAACCGAGAAAUGGGCGAUGCUGAGGUUCCAAACAGAAAUAUCAUUUACGAAGUGCGCUAUGUAAAUCAAACAAUGGUCACUAAUAGGAAACUUCCAAUAGAAAAACAAACAAUUACCAAAGUUAUAAACUGCAUCACUGGAGGAACAAUCAGAAAUCAUAAACCAUCAAAAUUUGAACUUUUUGAUGCGACAUACAAAACCAAAGGGGAGGACCAUGCUAAAAGGCAAAAUGAUUUUGUUAUGAUAUAUAGUCUCAGGGGGUGGGGUGGUAUUGAUGGAACAGCUGAUUUACAAGCCUCGGGGAUAGGGUCUACUUUGAACUAUGCACAGGAAGCCAUGACUACAUUAAACUCGAUUGUCGAUCAAUUGAAGCUGACAUUGAAACAAGAUAGAAUUUCUAUCUUGGAUACAGCAUGUGGGGACAUGCAGUGGAUGAGUAGGUUCUUAACAAUUAGAACAGAUGUGGAUUAUACAGGGUUAGAUAUUGUGAAUGACCUGAUCCAGCACCACAAACAAACAUACAAGGACCACUUUAACUGGUCAUUCUUCCAUAAAGAUAUCGUUAAAGACCCCUUGGAUAAAUCAUAUGAUUUGGUUCUAUUAAGAAUGACUCUACAACAUCUUAGAUUACAUGACAUUAUGCAAGUUUUGGAUAAUAUUAACCAUAGUGGAAGUAAAUACCUUUUAUCGACAACAUUCCCAGCUGUGCGGAACAAUGAAGAGCUCACGAAGGAUAUUUCAACUGGGCGUAUGCGUUACAUCAAUUUGGAGCUUGAGCCAAUCCGGCUUCAGCCACCAAUUUGUUUUUAUAGGGAUGGACCAAUGGGAGACAAGGAAAAUCAUUAUCUAGGUUUAUGGCGGAUCCCAAUGUUCCAAGUAAAUAAUUGUGAAAAAGAAGAAACCUUGAUGCUCGAUAAAAAAAUGAUCUCAUAUUACUGCGCAUCUAAAUAGUUCCAGUAAAAAUUCAAUGAAUGACACUACUGUACUUCUACUUAAUUUG